Messenger RNA from Hyalella azteca, 1648 nucleotides. RefSeq lists its product as uncharacterized. Gene Ontology annotation, molecular function: nuclear import signal receptor activity; protein binding. Gene Ontology annotation, cellular component: nucleus. The record is from RefSeq and is a predicted model, not a curated record. NCBI's taxonomy places the organism in Eukaryota, Metazoa, Arthropoda, Malacostraca, Amphipoda, Hyalellidae. The transcript is spliced from 8 exons. Bases 431 to 1648 code for a protein of 405 amino acids. Gene Ontology annotation, biological process: NLS-bearing protein import into nucleus.
AAUGAAGAAUGGUUAAUUCAUCGAAUUAGUCGAGUUUCUUUGUGUGACAAUAUGAACAGAGUGAAUAUGGCAUGGUAUAGUGAGUAAACUCGGUCGUAUCUCAUCGACUUUUAAUUGCUCGAAAAAUCCAAAAAACUUAGUAAAAAGGAAAUUUUAUGGAUUAAUCAAAUCAAUCUGGCAAUGUAAAUUUUCAUCUGUAUACAACAAACAUAUGACAGACGAAUUGCUUUAUUAAUUCACUGAAACGCGGGUAACUGGUAAAUUGUUAGAAGUAAACUUUGAUCUGACAACUUUUCAUUAAAAUGACCACAAGUAAACUUUGAACUGAAAACUUUUCAUUAAAAUGACUACAAGUAAACUUUGAACUGAUAACUUUUCAUUAAAGUAAGGAAAAUACUGAGAUCAUCAUUGACAUGCGGCAACUUGAGGGAUGACCAGCGGGCCUAUAACGUUGCCGGCGAUCCGGCACCGCGAGAAGAAAGCGCCCGUCAAGAAAGAGCCUGUCGCCAUGGAUCUCGAGGCCAUCAGAUUGCGUAGGGAGCGCCUGGCUGCUCUGACGACCGCUAAGCGCACCGGAGGUGCGGCCGACCUGAGCGCGGCGAGAACGCGGCCCCCGGCGGCGCCUUCGAGUGCGAGCAAAAUACGCAAGAAACAUCAUGGCGACCCGCAGCCUGACUCCGGCAAAUCCAAGAAGACAGUCAGACUCAUGCCUAUUGGUAACCGGCGAAGCGAUCCUCAGGGAAACGAACUCGACCGUCAAAGAGCCGCCGAUCCUCUGCUCAAGAAGCCAAGCCUCAAGAAACCCGAGAGUAAAAAAGCGUCUCCGAAGACGAACAGCAAAGAAAAUAAGCCAGUCAAGAAAGUUAGCAUACAAGCUAAAAAGAAGCCACCAAAAGCAGUAAUUGAUAGAAAAGAGUUUAUAACUCCAGCGAUUCACGACAUGAGGGCGUUUUCUGACGACCGUCGUUUCGACUACAGGGAGCCAGCAGAAUAUUACGACCCCAAACCCUACGAUGAUCUGCCCGAAGAGGAGCUAGUGUUGCCGUCCUAUCCUCUUGAAGAACCAGCCGAAGAAGUUGAAGUUCCAGGCGAGGAGCCCGAGCCUGAAGAAGAACCUCUAAAAGAACAGGAGGAGCAAGCGAAAGUUGAGCCUCCCAACGUAGAAGAAGAAGAUGACGAUCCUGAAUUGAAAAUGAAACUUGAGCGGAGAACAGCCAUGCGUUUGCUGAACAGCCUGGAGGAGAAGGACCAACUUGAAGGCGCCACGACAGCGCGGCGUCAUCUCUCAGUGAGCGUGGACCCGCCCAUCGCUGAGUACAUCAACGCCAACGCCGUCCCUCUCCUCAUAUCGCUGCUCAAUAAACAUCAUAACCCGCAGCUUCAGUUUGAGGCGCUGUGGGCGCUCACGAACAUCGCGUCAGGCUCCAGUGAUCAGACACGCACGGUUGUUGAGGCAGGAGGGCUGCCUCCGAUAGCGCGGCUGCUGUCGUCCGCGGACCCGGAAAUCGUGGACCAGGCCGUGUGGGCCAUCGGCAACAUCGCCGGCGAUGGACCCGCCAUGCGGGACGCUGUCCUCAGGGUCAGGAUUGUCCAGCUCCUCGAUGACGCCAAGAAGAAACUUUCAUCAGUGAGCCACGGAGAAAAUUAG